AUGGGCUGUCUUGAUUCCCUUCAACCCUUGCAUCAGGAGUGCGGUCAAAAGCAUGGCAAGCCCGGCUUGCCAAGGUCUUGGCUGGGCUUGCCAGGAAAGCAUGGCCUGGAAAAGCCAGGUAAACCCAGUCAAGGCCAGGGUUUUAAGGUAAGUCUGGCCAUAGAAGCGUGGUUUUUCCGCCCACACUAAAAAAUAGGCCAGCAUUUCAUGGCCUUCCCGGCCUGUCUACAAGUGACAGCAAUAAGAACUAGAAACAAUUUUGUUACAAUAGUUCUACCUAUUCAUUAUUAUGACAAUUAGAAAUGUAUUUUUUUACAGGAUCAAUACCAAAACUUCUUUAGGUAAAUAGAAAAGAGUUAAUAAUAUAAUAUAAUAUAAGAAAUUAGUGCAAGAAAGGGAAAAACAUAGAUCAUAAGGAUACAACAAGUCCACUACUCUCUUUCCACAAAGUUUGGCAUUCUGGCAAAACACAAAUCUUGCUUGCUUCCACUCGAAUAAGAAACUUUUUCCUCAAUAGCAGCAACAUUGAAUUAUGUAUAUAUAGAUGUAUGAAGUAAUAUAAAGUUAAUUUUCAAUAUUUGAUGACAAAGCGAUUCUGCAAAACUUAUAUAAAAACCAUACCGAAAUAUAUUGAAGUAGCUCCUAUUCUGAAUUUUCUGUAUGGUUCUUUUUCAGCCGCAUGAGUAAUUUACUUUACUGCGAGGAUCAUUUCUACUUUAAUUCGCAUCUAUAUCCACAUUUCCAAAAAAAAAUUGUCAUUUCAUAUAAGCUCGAUUAUUUCCAUUCAUGUCAUUUCUCCUAAGGUCAAGAUUCGAUUCCCAAUCAAGGCUUAAUUUUUGCAGGUACUUGUUCUUCAACCAGUUAGAUAAUGUCCCUUUAACUGUAAGGAUCAUUUCCAUUUUUAUAAUAAACUGUUUCUUACUGUAAUGUGUUCCUCGGAUUUACCGUUCCUGGUAGGUCGAAAGUCCACUUGAACAUGCGAACAGCUCCUUGCUUUGCAUGCUUUUUGAGCUUCCUUUUGAUACAGUUCAUUCAACCAAUGAAUGAUCCCUUGAGGCAAUAAAAUGAUGUGGUCUUGGUGUGAUCAAGGUGUCUUUGGUUAGAUCAGAUUUCCAUACACUAACAUGUGAGCUUUGUCCAACAUGAACAACGGCCACAACACGUUUUUCGUCGCAGUUCUUUGAUUGAUAAUGUGGUGCAGCAUUUACCUCUUGCUUUUAAUACUUCAAAUGCGUUGCUUCAUCUUAAUUAACGCUGAAAAUAACUGCUAUUUCGACCCAGACGGGAGCACGUCGCAAGAUUAGCCGCCAUCUUUUCUUGUUUCCCAGGCUUCCACGCGUGCCUUUGGCACAUGCGCGAUUUGAUUUACUUUGUCACGUGUGACUCUUGAACCAACAGAAAAGUGCGAAAUGAACUUCCGUUGAACCACAGGCAGCCCAAGCGCACUAUUUGUGGGUUCGGGCUUCAGAGGUCAUUUGGUCGGAAUAUACUAGCAUUAUUAGUGUAUUAUCUGAUGCCAAAUAAAUGCAAAAAGUCUGAAAGAUAUGAAGUCUUCUUGUUUGUCUAUCGGUACUAGUAGCCUUUAAGAUAACGAAAAUCGAUAUUUUUUGCAUUUUUACAUGUGAUUCGGGCCCUUAUUGAUCGAAUUUUAUCACAUGUAUUCGAAUCUACAACGCUAAGGAAAAAAAAUCAUGAUCACGCGAAAUAUUGAUUCAAAAAGCUCCCUUACCUUUAGUUCAUAGCCACUCUGUGUCCUACGGCUGGUUUAAACGCCGUUUAGUCGACUUUCUUUCCAUCGAGUACUGAAUACUGAAGAAAGUCGACUAAACGGCGUUUAAACCAGCCGUAGGACACAGAGUGGCUAUGAACUAAAGGUAAGGGAGCUUUUUGAAUCAAUAUUUCGCGUGAUCAUGAUUUUUUUUUCCUUAGCGUUGUAGAUUCGAAUACAUGUGAUAAAAUUCGAUCAAUAAGGACCCGAAUCACAUGUAAAAAUGCAAAAAAUAUCGAUUUUCGUUAUCUUAAAGGCUACUAGUACCGAUAGACAAACAAGAAGACUUCAUAUCUUUCAGACUUUUUGCAUUUAUUUGGCAUCAGAUAAUACACUAAUAAUGCUAGUAUAUUCCGACCAAAUGACCUCUGAAGCCCGAACCCACAAAUAGUGCGCUUGGGCUGCCUGUGGUUGAACAGUUCAAAUUCACGCGGACUAGCAGCAAAGUAUUUUCGUAAGACUGUCUUUCUAUUAUCCAUGUUAUUUUCGAGACAAAUUGAUCAAUUGCGAAGUUUGUGUUCACAUAAAGCAUGUUUGCAAGUGAGUUUACUCAGCUGGAUUAAUGUGGAAAGGUAUGUUUUCUAAUAACUUUGCGUAAAUGAGCUUAUAAAGUUCAAAUUGCAUGCAAAGAUAUGCCAUUGAUCUGAUCCCUCUUUGCUGCUUUUUGUUUACUGCAGAUCGAAAUAACUGUACUCUUUGUUGCAAAUAGUCAAUGGAAUACUCUGAAAACUGUAUGUUCUGGCGCUACAAGGUUAUAG
This is a messenger RNA of Porites lobata, 2526 nucleotides long. The record is from the annotation of a GenBank genome assembly. Lineage: Eukaryota; Metazoa; Cnidaria; Anthozoa; Scleractinia; Poritidae.